Molecule: messenger RNA, 2723 nt
Organism: Mya arenaria
Lineage: Eukaryota; Metazoa; Mollusca; Bivalvia; Myida; Myidae
Exons: 2
Coding region: 1253-2575 (440 amino acids)
Biological process (GO): signal transduction
Source: RefSeq, a predicted model, not a curated record
UUAUGAUAUCUACAGAUUUGUACGUGGUACUCAUAAAAGCUUGAAUUCAAGUGUUAAACAUAUUUAUUUGGAUUAUUCGUUCCCACAGACAGUUUUAUACAAAUGUAUGUCUGCCCACUAACCAUACAUUCUAUUGAACGAUCGUCAUUGUCUAAUAAAAAUCCAGACUUCAACAAAACGUGACGAGGUAUACGGAUUUCAAGCCAUGGCAUCUUUGUUGGACAACCAUCUGGUGGCAUUUCUUCAACAAACUCUGAUAAAUGUGAUGUUAGCGGCUUUCACAUUUCCUGCACUCGUCACUUCAGCAGUUUCAGGGACAACGAUUUCGGAUUGUAAACUUCAACUUACCGAAGCAUCCCUCAUUCUGAUAUGUAUGCGUUUGAUAUUCUACCAAAUGGAUUCUAUUACUGCUAGUAUUUCAAUCAGAUGGGAGAUUGUUUUUGACGCUAUUAUAUGGCUACCUCUGGCUUAUAUGAAGCGUUCUGAGGAAUAUCUGAGCAAUGCGACUAGUGGUGAUAACAACUUUUCAAACUUUGUUUACCUUUUAAUUCUGCUUUUACUGUUUGUGUCAUCGUUUAUAUCCCGACGACUUUUAGAAAGCGUUUAUGGAUUUCUUUGCACUGCUUUUAAGACCAUCAAAACAAUCAGUGAGAACGGUUUGUACCAGAAUGUACUGUUUAUUGUUGUGUUCGUGGUUUGGUUCUGUUUAACUACGGUCUUACUUAUAGCUUUUAUUUUUAUCCCGGAAAGAUAUGUAUAUUUUCACGAGCGCCCAGUGAUAGUCCAUAACGCUGAAGAGAUAAUGACAAAUGAUUGCAUAACAUUUGAAACAUUGAAACAUUUUCAAGAACCAAUUCUAAUCUAUUUUGACGAAAGUGACUUAACUUGUAAUGUUUCGACAUAUGCAAGCACUCAACGAAAUGGGACGUGUACCCUAAAUGAUAUCUACCAGGAGAAACGAGUCAUUUCAGAAGAGAUAAUUAAGAAAAAUAUAAAAGUAUGUAAAUCUGUUGCUGGUGAGGACUUUGUGAUUUACCUGCGAUUGCCAAAUCUUGAAACUGGCAAAGAAUUUAGAGCAAAUUGGAAGAUGAAUGGUAGCAAUAUAGCAAAUCGCACGUCGAAAUAUGACUUUCUGAGUAAAUUCAGAAGUUGAACGAAUACAUCAGAAAGUCACGUCACAUUCUACCUUAUAAUUAGAAGAGUUAAAAUUGAAGACUUUGGACUAUACGAGUUCUUUAUUGAAACGGUUGAAAUGGGAACGCCUAUAGAAGACCCAGAGGAGAUAGUCGUUAGAGCAUUUCGAGCAGGUAAAUUAUACAUAGUUAACGAAGAACAGAGGCAAGAAAUCGUCGUAAAUGCGAAAGUAGGACAUAUUGUUCAUUUGAAUAACAUUUUUAAAUAUUCCUUCGAUUUUGAGUCUGCAAAAGUACUCGAACCCGAGGGUUACCGUCCUCUUCUCGUUAACGACAGACGUCAUAAUCGCAAGUAUUAUGGAUUCGCUUAUCAUUUUCGAGAACAAAGUCUCGAGGAACUUUGUCCUGUGCAUACAUCGUGCAUUCCGUCCAUUGAAAUAACUAAAGGACGCCCUCAAUUAUAUACAGUCGAUAACGUAAUCAAAAAUGGUGUAAAUACGAGCUACGUGAAUGUUUCAUUUUGCGUGUGCCCAGAUGCAUACGGUUUUCUUAAAUUGUAUUUUGUAGACAAAUUCAAGGCAAGAAGAUUAAGGGCUGCAGUAACAGUCGAGCUGUCACCACCCGUGGACGAAUUCUAUAAUCCGGAUUAUAGAACCUUAUUUGAGGCCAUUUCGAGAUCGAAACAUGUGAUUUAUGAAACAUUUCAUUAUAUAUACAAGAAUGGUGAUCUUUUCAAAGUGUUUAUAGCGGACAAAUAUCGCCUCUAUAAGUAUAUUGUUAAAGGAGAAAUAGUAACAGGAACUUCGUUUUUUAUUGUAUAUGCGAGUAUUCAGUUCAUCCUAACGGCAAUAAGCAAACGAAUCAUUUAUGUAAUUUUCCAUUUUCAUCGCCUUCUUAAGAUUAAGCUAGCCAAGUCCAACAGCAAAUGCUGGAACAGGGUAUAUGACGUGUACUUGCUGUACAGCGAUAGUUCAGACAAUGACAUGGCAAUUGUUCGAGAAACGUUGAUGGCUGCUUUCGAUCAGGGGCAAUUAAAAUACUUUGACUGUUCGGACGAUAACUUGGAAGGAGGAAAUCGCACGCGACAAUACCGAGAAAAAAUGAAACUGAGUAAAUCCGUCCUCAUUUUACUGUCUCAAGACUUGAUGGAUGACGAACGCUGCCUUAGUGAGCAAGUGGACCAAGUUUUGUGUUCUCUCAUUCAGGAAGGAAUAGUUUCUGUAAGUGACGUCAUCGUUCUGACAGUGGGUCAUUUGGAACAACUGCUUACGCCCACAUUGAAACUCUUCGGGCGUAUUAAAUGGAAUAACAUAACAGAGGAAAGCAGAUUAACAGAACUAAAGGACAAGUUGAUGACUGUAAUCAUGCCAAGAAGUUCGAUUUUCAUGAAACUAGACAGGAUUUUGCGGGUCAUUGAAGUGUACUGCUUCACUGAAAUUUGAUUUCAUGAAGUACAUGAAAAACGUUCCCUCUGCAUAUGUAACGUUUACUCGAUAUGUCAUCUUUAGUCUUAUCGCUUAUACAGUUUUUGCAGAGAUCAUGUAGGCUCUUCUAUGAAGAAUUCUCUUCCGACAUACAUUAAAUGUCAAG